AUGUGCAGACUAAGACGUGUGCUGGGUCUGGGGGAGGAGUGGAAGGGAGGCGACGUGGCUCGGACGGUGGGCGGAGGUCAGAAGGUCAGAUGGUUGAAGAGAGAGCUGCUCAAACACGCUGACAAGAAGGACACGGUCAUCCUGUUUGUGGACAGUUAUGACGUGAUCUUUGCGUCGGGUCCCGAGGAGCUGUUGUCCAAAUUUUCCCGUCUGGGUCACAGAGUGGUUUUCUCCGCUGAGGGCUUCUGCUGGCCCGACCAGAGACUGGCCUCCAGAUACCCAGAGGUGCAUUCUGGGAAACGCUACCUCAACUCAGGAGGGUUCAUCGGCUUUGCUCCAGAGCUCAGCACGAUCGUCCAGCAGUGGAAGUACAAAGACAACGAUGACGAC
Messenger RNA from Plectropomus leopardus (leopard coralgrouper), 390 nucleotides. NCBI's taxonomy places the organism in Eukaryota, Metazoa, Chordata, Actinopteri, Perciformes, Serranidae. The record is from RefSeq and is a predicted model, not a curated record.